AUGAAUAAUCAAAUACAAGAACAUGUUUCAAAUGGCAUCGCAUUGUCCACCGCAAGUGAACCCAUUAUUGCGAAAUCAACUUCAACUAAUCAGAAAAUUGGUAUAAUUGGUGAUGGAAGUGUUGGUAAAACUGCAUUAAUGAUCGCGUUGGCCAAUAUUGACAAAAAUAAUUUUUCAACAGUUGAUAUUGAUCGCAGUACAUUCAACUAUUUACAAUUUGAUACACAUACUUAUCGACAUCCUCAAAGUAAUAAAAUCGUUCCGAUUACAUUUAUAGACAUACAAGGUGCUACUGAUGUUAAAGAUUCUGAAUCAAUUGGAAGUUAUAUAGAAUUGAUUUCAAUAGCCGAUUGUGAUUUAUAUCUUAUAGCAUUCGAUAAACCUUUUAGUAAACAUAAUCGUCAUUGUCAAGAACAUAUCGAGAAUACAUUAAGACGAAAAUAUAUAUUAGUGCGAACAAAAACUGAUAUGUUGUUUUCUGAAUUCGCGAAGAAAAAAUCCAAUAACGAGCAUAGAGACGAUUCAAUUAAUUAUUAUGAUUCUAAAAUUGCUCUGAGUGACACCAGACAAAAUGCUUCAAUUAGUUCUGAUCGUGAACGUCUUUCCGAUGAAAUAUACUUAACAGCGGCUGGUUAUGAUGAUAUGUUGAAAAAUUCGCCUUUUUUCACAUUCGAUUUGGAAAAACUGAAAAAGAAAUUAGUUCGAUUGGCUAUUAAAGAUACCCGAGUUGAACGUAUGUUUAAAAUAACUUUCUCUGCUUUAACAACUACAAUCAACACGUGUUUCCGUCGUGGAUACAUAGUUUCGUCAACACGUUAUCAAUGGAUCGCUGCUGCAUGUAGUCUCAUUCCAUUCCUUGACGAACUACCAGCUUUUUAUGGACGUGAAAAAAUCCGUCAAGUCUUUGGCAUUCAUGGCAAUUCUACACAGACAAAUACAUCAAGCAGCACAACAACCUCGUUUGAAAAAUAUCUGAUAGAAAAAAACUUUACUAUACCAAAAACUUACUUGAAAUCCGGCUGUUUUGAAUAUCUUUGGUGUGGUAAAGAGAAGCAAUCAAUGGCAAACGCCGCCAACGACUCUAAUGCAUUUUUUCAAUUGCCAGGAACAUGGAACUCCAAAGAUAAGAGUGUUACGUCACAAAAUACUAAAGCUUGCAUUGGUCAUGUUGCCUACACCAUAGUUGGGCGACCUGCUACCAUUUUAGGUGCCAUCGGGAAAGUAUUGGACAGUACAAUCCAAAUCGCAGUUCCGGCUUCAGCAGCUGCUUUGCGUGCUGCUUCAAUUGCUGGUAUCGUUAUUGGUGUGGUAUUGACUCCAGCAUUUGCUCUGUGGUCAUUCUAUUCUACUGGAAAACGAAUGGACGAGCAUCUACAUAUUUUAUGCGAUGAUUUACAUGUCAUAGCUGCAUAUUUCCUUGCUGCAAUAUAUAAUAGCCAUAUUAAUAUUACAAGAUUGCCUGAGAUUGUAUCAUUCGAUACGGCACUUUCAGGAGCUGAUGAAAGUUCUUCCGAUGAAGAAUAA
This is a messenger RNA of Rotaria sordida, 1524 nucleotides long. The record is from the annotation of a GenBank genome assembly. Lineage: Eukaryota; Metazoa; Rotifera; Eurotatoria; Philodinida; Philodinidae.